Molecule: messenger RNA, 579 nt
Organism: Adineta ricciae
Lineage: Eukaryota; Metazoa; Rotifera; Eurotatoria; Adinetida; Adinetidae
Source: the annotation of a GenBank genome assembly
AUGCCAGCUCCUGCAAUAAAAAUCGCUGUUGUUGGUCCACUCGGUUGUGGUAAAAGUGCGUUCAUCAACUUGGCGACUGAAACACGUGAAACUGUCACCGAUAGUUACAUUCCAACGGUACCUGUUCGAAUCAUCGAAUAUGAAUUACCGUCAUCCACGCGAAGUAAAUCUCAAACACACAAUGUACAAAUCUUUGACUGCAGUGGCGAUUCGAAGUUUGAACAUACGUGGGCAGCUAUGAGCUAUAAAUUGAAUGGAACAAUCUUUGUGUACAACCCUGAAGACAAGAAACAUGCUGAGGAACUCAAUCUUUGGUACAAUAACUUUGUAGAAAAGCCGAAUUUGACAGAGAAAUGUUGUCUACUUGUCGCUUCGAAGAGAAAAGACGACGAAGAAGGCGGAGGUCGACGUGCUCACGAAGCAAAGCUCUCAACACUGUUUUCCGACAUUCCUCGUGUGACAUUCAACGGUACGACGGAUGAGCUCGAAACAAUCAAACAAAAAUUCGGCGAUUUCCUUCGCAAAGUCGUUGCAGAAACCUCAUCUCGCGCACAUGAUCAAGAGGAUCGAUAUUCAUAG